Messenger RNA from Drosophila takahashii, 2733 nucleotides. It is a transcript of the gene daw, whose product is annotated as activin beta chain dawdle. Gene Ontology annotation, cellular component: extracellular region. The record is from RefSeq and is a predicted model, not a curated record. Gene Ontology annotation, molecular function: growth factor activity; cytokine activity. NCBI's taxonomy places the organism in Eukaryota, Metazoa, Arthropoda, Insecta, Diptera, Drosophilidae.
AAUAAAUAAAUAAAAGGAAAAGCGAAAGGCAUUUGUUUUUGUUCAACAAAUUAAUAGCUUGUCACUCCGAGGAGAUCAAGUUCAAGUGGUGAAAUACAAAACAAUGAUUAGUCUGCGAAAAUGAUUUGCGAAAAUAACUGAAAAGACAAUCAGCUAAAUAAUCAAUUCAAGGACAUUCGAGAAGCAUCCUUUGAAUAAAACUAUAAAAACUACGUGUUAAACAAAAAUUAUUGACGUAUUUAUUGCAAUGGAUUAUUAAGUUAGACAAGACUAACAAAGACCUCAAAAAAGUUGAUCAUGCAUCAUCCAAGCGUAUAAAUCGUUGGCAAUAAAUAACAAAAUCGAAUAGACGUUUUUGAAAAGUGCUUAAAGAAGGCUGUAAAACGGCAAAAACAAGUGAAAACCGCUGCAAUUCUAUGAGUUUUGUAAGCCUAAAAGCCAAAACAAUUGAUGUUUUAAUGCUGCCAAAUAGAUAGCAAUCAGCCCCAGCCGAUAAAACAAGAGAGAAAGCAAGGCAGAUCAACAGAUCAGUUAAUAAAUAUUGAAUAUAAAUAAAAAGUAAAGCCAAUCGUAACCAGAAAUGGCCAAAUACUUUAUAACCCUGGUGCUGCUGGUGUGCCUGGCCCUGGAGAACCGGAAUGUAUACAAUCGCCUGCACGCAAGAUCCCAUCCGAGUUCACGGGGCGACAUCCUUCGGCCGCAUCCCAAGCACCAGUCGCAUCCCCAUGUGCAGCACACCUCGCAGCAGCUGCAGCAGCAGCACCACAUCCGCCAGCAGAGAUCCCGCCAGCUGAAGCACCUGGAACCGGAUCCGACCAGCGAGGAGGACGAUGCGCCGAUCACCAAAAGGGAAUACUAUGCCCGCCUCAGGCGCCACCUCAUCCAGAAGAGGCAGCACCUGCUGCAACAGGAGCUGAGCUACAAUCAUCCCGAUGGCGGCCAUUCGGAGCAGCUCAAGGUGCCCCGCCUGUGGCAGCAUCUCAUGGAGCAGGAGGAGAAGGAGCACCCGGUCAUGUUCAGUGAUGCCCCCGAGGAGGAGUCAUCCUAUCCUGCCGAGGAUCCUUUCGAUGAUCUCUCGCCCCUGGACUUUGUGCGUAACGAACUGAUGGCGGAGGAGCAAAAGAAUCAGGACAAGGAUCUCGAUGUGGAUAUGGAACAGGAACCGGAGGCACCGAUUGAAGAGCCAGCCGAGCCGAGUGAGAGGAACAUCACCAUUUCGGUAAAGUCAAGCGGCGCAGGAGGAUGUCCCAAGUGCGAGAGCAACCGUCAGGUGGAGCACAUCACCGAGGAGCAGCUGACCCAUUUGCGGAUCGAGUUCGUCAAGCAACAGAUCCUGGAGAAGCUGCGGCUCAAGGAGAGUCCCAAGGUGUCCGCUGUGGAGCUGCCCAAGCCCAUUUUCGAUGGCAUGACACUCUCGCAUCCGGACGACAGCAACAAGAACAAGGAGCUAGACGAUUAUUAUGCCCGGACUAGCAAGAAGUUCAUACUGCUGAAUAGGGAGGAGGUCGAGUGCAAUCGUGUGGGAGGUGGAAAGUCCAAUCCGUCCAUGUGCUUCAGCUUCAAGAUCGACGAUGCCGAUGCCGACGGCUUUGAUGUGAGCACCGCCGUUCUGUGGUUGUUCAAGAACAAACAGAACCGCACAACCGAAGACAAAGGAUCCCUGAACAGCACCAGUUCCCAGCAGACAAUUGUCGUUUCCGAGGUGGAGGUGGAUCAACAGAAGGACUCCAAGUAUUUGACGGCCACCAAGACGAUAGCCAUCCAGUCGGUGAAUGUGCAAGAUGAGUGGAUGAAGAUCGACAUUGAGUGGCCCAUUAAACACUGGAUCAGUGGUCACGAGCUCAGCCACCUCAUCCAAAUCACCUGCGGCGGUUGCGAUGUCAGCGACAUGGAGGAGAUUAUCUCGGUGGACAAGGACUACCGACCUUUCAUCAUGAUCGACAUGCAGAAUCGGCGGAGGAAAAGCCGUCAGAAGCGCAGCAUCAACUGCUCCAGCGGAAUGACCGAGUGCUGUCGCGAACACCUGUACAUAUCCUUCAAGGACAUCGGCUGGAGCAACUGGAUCCUGCAGCCGGAGGGCUACAAUGCGUACUUCUGCCGCGGAUCCUGCAGCUCGGUGGCGAGUGUUACGCAAGCGGCAUCCCACCACAGCUCCAUAAUGAAAAUUCUCUCCACAAGCGGCGCAAACAAGUCGCUGGAGUUGGUGCCCUGCUGCACCGCCAAACAGUAUUCCUCGCUGCAGCUGAUGGUGAUGGACUCGAAAAACACGGCCACGAUGAAGACGCUGCCCAAUAUGGUGGUGGAGUCGUGCGGCUGCAGAUAGUCGGAACUAGAGAUAGAGCUAUCAUCAUAAAUCAACCAAGUUACAAUUACAUAUCGGACAAAUUAGACGUAGACUCGCUCCAUUUCAGUUAGCAUUCAACUACAUUUCUCUUCAAUUAAUUUAAACUCAUUUGCCAAGCAUUUACAUUAGCGUUAUAAUUUAAUUGUAAUUAUCUGUAGUGCAUGUGCUGCCACUAGUUGUAGUCUAAAGCUAAAGUCAAUGUACUUAAGCACUCGAAGUAUGUAGGUAGUUAGCAAAUAGCUCCAAUUAAUUUAAUAGCGUUACUAAGUGCUAUCUUUUAAUACGUAAUGUAAUUAUUUUCAUUGUUUAAGUAGCGUAUAUUGAGUUAUUAGCAGAAAAAAACAUAAAGAAAAGCGGAAAAAUAAAACAUUAUUAAAAUACAAAUAAAA